Molecule: messenger RNA, 3006 nt
Organism: Aureobasidium melanogenum CBS 110374
Lineage: Eukaryota; Fungi; Ascomycota; Dothideomycetes; Dothideales; Saccotheciaceae
Exons: 2
Coding region: 1-3006 (1001 amino acids)
Biological process (GO): intracellular protein transport; endoplasmic reticulum to Golgi vesicle-mediated transport; COPII-coated vesicle cargo loading
Cellular component (GO): COPII vesicle coat; endoplasmic reticulum exit site
Molecular function (GO): zinc ion binding; SNARE binding
Source: RefSeq, a predicted model, not a curated record
AUGGAGUUCUCCCUGACCGGAUCGCCCGCAACUACACCACUGGCAACACCGGGUGGCUCGAACCCAAGACAAAAAGAACAGAGAUUCCGCCCACCAGUCGCACCAAGUCCCUACUCGGAAUACCAACAAGCUGGUUCGGAAGCAGGUUACUUCCCUGCUCAACCACAGCAACAAGUCCCACCACAGCAACUGCAACCUCAAAGUAUGGACGGGCUGUCGAAUCAGAUGAGUGCAAUGGGUCUGGCUGGCCAGCCUCCUGUCAGUGCCGCACCGAGCUCGCAUAAUAAGAAAAAGAAGGACCGACAUGCAUACCAUCAUAUCGAAACACCGGCCGCUGCUCAACCUCUGCCAGCUGCCGUACCAGGAACCACAUCGUCGCAGUUCUACAAUACUCAAAAUGCCCCCAUUCCGGGAACAGCCGCCCCAUACAUGUCCCAGCAGAUCACACCCGCCAUGUCGCAGUUCCCUGCCGCAGCGUCCACCUUCGCGCCCGCCAAUCUUGCAACUCCUAUGGAACAUGCUGCCCGUCAAGGUGAUCAACUCUUGUCGGCUCCUGUUUCUUCCCAGUCAGGACGCGUUGACCCGGAACAGAUCCCUGGUGUCCCUAGGUCACGCGACAUUCCUGCUCGCCACUAUCAAGAGCGCAUCUACCCUACCAUGGAGCAACAUCUCCCUCCACCUGCCGCUAUUCCUUUUGUUGCUUUCGACCAAGGAAACAGUUCUCCGAAGUUUGCUCGUCUCACGUUGAACAACAUUCCUGCCUCAAACGAGGCUCUUCAAACUACUGGUCUUCCUCUGGGCCUUGUUUUGCAACCUCUGGCUCCCUUACAGGACGGUGAGCAGCCUGUUCCUGUUCUUGAUUUUGGAGAUGUCGGCCCGCCUCGUUGCAGGCGUUGCAGAACGUAUAUCAAUCCUUUCAUGUCAUUCCGUUCUGGUGGAAACAAGUUUGUCUGCAACUUGUGCACUCAUCCUAACGAUGUGCCAUCCGAGUACUUUGCGCCUACCGAUCCAACAGGUAUCAGAGUCGAUCGUGCACAAAGACCUGAGCUGAUGUUGGGUACUGUCGACUUCUUGGUUCCCAAGGAGUAUUGGACCAGAGAUCCUGUCCCUCUCCAAUGGCUCUUCGUGAUUGACGUCAGUCUAGAGGCAUCGAGCAGAGGUUUCCUCGACUCCAUGUGCAAAGGUAUUCUGCACGCGCUCUAUGCUGAGGACGGUACAAACAAUGUUCCUUCAGGUGUUAAGGUUGGUUUCGUCACGUUUGACCGAGAAGUGCAAUUCUACAACCUGUCUCCGGGACUUGAGCAAGCACAAAUGAUUGUCAUGCCUGAUAUCGAGGAUCCGUUUGUGCCAUUGAGCCAAGGCCUGUUUGUGGAUCCUCAGGCAUCUAAACCUGCUAUCACUUCUCUUCUUAGCCGGAUACCGGAUAUGUUUUCCUCAGUGAAGAGUCCAGAACUCGCGUUACUUCCUGCUGUCAAUGCCGCUUUGGCUGCUCUUACGUCUACUGGAGGCAAGAUUGUGUGCUCAGUGUCAAGCCUUCCCACAUUUGGUCCUGGACGACUGUUCCCUCGCGACAAGAACGAAGGUCGUGAUACGGAUGCCGAGAAGAAACUCUACACUACUGAGCAUCCUGGCUGGAGAAGCACGGCUGCGAAGAUGGUCGAAGCUGGCGUAGGCAUAGACUUCUUUAUGGCUGCACCAAGUGGAGGUUAUCUUGAUAUUGCAACGAUCGGACACUGCUGUGCGGUGUCUGGAGGCGAAACUUACUAUUAUCCCAACUUCCACAGCCCGCGAGACGAUCUGCGACUAGCAAAGGAGCUCAAGCACACAGUAACCCGUGAAACUGGUUUCCAGGCUCUUAUGAAGGUUCGCUGUUCGAAUGGUCUUCAACUGUCUUCAUACCACGGUAACUUCACUCAACACACAUUUGGUGCUGAUCUCGAAUUUGGCGCAAUUGAUGCGGACAAGGCGAUUACGGUCAUGUUCAGUUACGAUGGCAAGUUGGACGCAAAGCUGGAUGCUCACUUCCAAAGUGCUCUUCUCUAUACUACCGCGACAGGUGAGCGCAGAGUGCGUUGCACCAACACUGUAGCAAGCGUGAGCGAGAGCGCUCUUGAGGCGAUGAAAUUCGUCGAUCAGGAUGCUGUGGUCAGUGUUAUCUCUAAAGAGGCCGCGUCCAGAGUCUCCGAAAGGACCUUGACCGAGAUUCGCAACUCUCUGAGCGAAAAGACCAUCGACAUACUUGCUGGCUAUCGCAAGAACUUCUCUGGCUCGCAUCCACCUGGCCAGCUUGUCUUGCCUGAGAACCUCAAGGAACUAAGCAUGUAUAUGCUAGGACUGAUCAAGUCACGAGCCUUCAAGGGUGGUCGUGAGCCUAGCGAUCGUAGAAUUCAUGACAUGCGCUUGAUUAGAUCGAUGGGACCUAUGGAGCUGUCGUUAUAUCUCUACCCUCGCAUCAUUGCCAUUCACAACCUGGAGCAGACGGACGGCUUCGCGGACGAAAACGGUCGUCUGCGCAUGCCGGCUGCCAUCAGAGCGUCAUUCGGGCAAAUUGAGGAGGGUGGAGCUUAUCUCGUUGAUAACGGACAGGUUUGCCUGCUCUGGCUGCACUCUCAGGUAUCGCCGAAUCUGCUCGAAGACUUGUAUGGUCAAGGCUACAACGAACUCAAGCAUCUGGAUCCCUUCAGCUCUAGCUUGCCUGUGCUUGAGACUCAUCUGAACGCUCAAGUUCGCAAUAUUCUGCAGUACAUGGAAAUCACAAGGGGCUCCAAGGCCUUGACAAUUCAACUGGCCAGACAAGGGUUGGAUGGUGCGGAGUACGAAUUCGCUCGUCUGUUGUACGAGGACCGCAACGGCGAAGCUCAGAGCUAUGUUGACUGGCUGGUCCAUGUGCAUAGGCAGAUUCAAUUGGAGCUCUCCGGCCAACGUAAGAGGGAUGAUGGUGGAGCAGAUAUUAGCAGCACAGUAGCAUCUACCUUCGCAGGACUUAGAGCGCCAUAUUGGGGCUGA